Messenger RNA from Schistosoma haematobium, 3632 nucleotides. RefSeq lists its product as uncharacterized. Bases 57 to 1505 code for a protein of 482 amino acids. The transcript has 10 exons. Gene Ontology annotation, biological process: endocytic recycling; regulation of cytokinesis. The record is from RefSeq and is a predicted model, not a curated record. Gene Ontology annotation, molecular function: calcium ion binding. Gene Ontology annotation, cellular component: midbody; recycling endosome membrane; cleavage furrow. Lineage: Eukaryota; Metazoa; Platyhelminthes; Trematoda; Strigeidida; Schistosomatidae.
UGCACUGACUCAGUGCGUCAGUUUGAUUUGUUGGGUUACGUAUUCCAAAUAAGGCGAUGGAAAUGACGGAUGAUCCUCUAGUUCUAGUUUUCAAAGCCUUGGACACGGAAAAUAAGGGAUAUAUUACUGUGGAGCAAUUCGUAUCAACUUUUAAAGAAUUUUAUAAUUCAUGUGGAGCUGAUGGAGAAAGGCGAUCAUCACUUUCUUCGAACGAUAUCAUGAAAGUAGUGCAGACUUUAGAUCCAGAAAAUGACGGAAUUAUACAUUAUGAAGAUUUUAAGAAGGCUUUUGAGGGAAACAUAAACUUUGAUGAAGACAGUACAUCAAAGCACUCAAAUUCCCUAUCUAGGAAUUCAGAUGGGCAAAACGCAUCUGUAAGGUCGAGCUUCCUUUCAGACGGUUUGGAGAACAAGACUGAUGAUAGUGGUGUGCAUAUGCACGAUCCAACUUUAUUUGAUAUUGACACUGACUCUGCCUUAAGCGCCGAUGGACCAAACAAUGCAAAUCCCUUAUCAAGUCUACAUCAUGGUCCAGAUUCUCCAGCGAGCGCUUCACAAUCGGAUAUAUUACUCGGUGAUAUGGAGUCUAAUUUUGAAUUGAUUCGAGAUCAAAUGCGCCGAAUGGAAGAACGUGUAGAAGGUCUAAAAAUCAACAGAAAUACUGAAAGUGAAACGCGCUUAGAUCGUUUACGUGAAGAGAAUGCUCGUUUAACUGCACAAAUCACUGUUUUAGAAGAACGUCUUAAAGAGGCUGAUGCAAGGUCGAGCCGUGCAUUAGAAGCUGAACGACAGCAUAUGCAAUCAAUUUUGUCACGCUCUUCGCGAGAACAUACUCAAGAAUCAGAAACGUUACGUGCUCGGAUUAUUUCUUUAGAAAGUGAAUGUUCCGAAUUACGUGUUCAGUCAGCUCGUAUCAAAGCAGACAACCAAACGUAUAUUAUUGAUCUUCGAAGAACCAAUGAACAAUUAACUGAAUCACAAGAACAAGCACGUAGUUUUCAAGAAGAAUUAAAAUCAUUAACGACUAAACAUACUAGAGAAAUGGAAGUUCUUCGAAAAGAUCGUGAUCAUGCGGUACAUGUAUUAGAAGAGCUGAAUGGUUCUAUGGGUGGUAAACGAAGAAGUCGAGUCGGUUCAGGUUCGGGUACACUUACAGCAGCCGCAGCUAGCACUGGUUCAACUGAAGUGUUAGCACGUUAUCAAGAGGUUCAAGAAAUUGUUCGUCGACUAACUGCUGAAAAUAAAAUAUUACGACAACAAGUGGAAGAAGCUCAAGAAGAAUUACUUACACAAUCACUUCAACAAGGUCAAAGCUUAAUACGUUCAUCAGAGAAAAGUUGGGCUUCUGAAAUAGAUAAUUGUACUAAAGAAGAGGUUGUCGAAUUAUUAUCCAAAGAGAAAUAUGCAAAUGAACAACUGCGUAAAUAUAUUGACGAUUUAAUUACACGAAUUAUUGAGCGACAUCCAUCAUUGUUGGAGAUUGCAAGUGGAGGGGGUGGAUCAUAGAUUCAUGCUGUCUAUGAGUGUUUGCCGGUCCAUCCAACUAACUAACUGAUUUACUUAUUACUUGGAUAAAACUAUACAUAUACAACUUUGUAAAAGAGAUAUUUUCUAUUUACUUAUAUAUAUAUAUAUAUAUAUAUAUAUAUAUAUAUAUAUAUAUAUAUAUAUAUAUAUAUAUAUACUUAUCUAUAAAUUUUAUUUUCAAUAGACUACUAAUAACACCGAAAAUACAUAUCAUCAAUUUUUUUUCUAUCAUAAACAAAGCAUACUGAUAACAAGUACAUAACCAUAUAUGUUGUGAAGGAAGUGUUUUUAUAUUUCUUUGUUCAUUCGAUUGUGAAACUCCUUUGUCUUUCGUGUCUCUCAUUUUGUUAUUAUUAUUUUCGUUCAACUAUUUGUCAUGUAUGUUCUCUCUUUUGUUUGAAAAAUGAAAUCAUCAUCAUUAUUAUGUCAAGCGUAACCAGAACAUAGUGACAGUUAAUUGCACAUAUUAUCAUUAAUAUUCCUACUAAUAAGCUGUUUUUAGAUUGUUGAAUAUGUUUUCACUAAGUGUGAAAUGAAAUCUAGUGAUGCAAGCACUAUAAAAUUGCUUGUUCAUCCUUACAUUUUAUGCCAGAUUAACACGUAAAUAUUAUCAGGAUAAUGUAAACAUUCUGUGAUUAUUUAAAGUGUUUAUGAUUUUUUAAGUUUUUUUCUCUGUACUACUACUACUACUACUACUACUACUACUACUACUACUACUACUACUACUACUACUACUGUGUUUCAUUGUUAUAUGCCUUUUUGUUCAACCAUCAGUACUAAUGUUAAUAAAAUAAAGUUGGUCUCUUUCUUGGAAUUAUUUUUGCUCAAAAACAAAUAGUUUAUUUCAUUCCCAUGUCUUUGUUUUGCUGAACCCUAAUUGAUUUGAAGUAACAUGAUCAUAUUUCAUUCGACCAUCUAUAAUUUCUAGUCUUGUUUCCUGCGUGACAUUUUGUGUGACGAUUGUAGGAGAGUGAGAGAAGGGUGCUUCAUUUCUUACGUUCAUGGAAUUAUAGAAAAUACUUUGUUUUUGCUUUUUUGAUUUUGGGAUCACCAUUCAUUAACAUACUACUACCAAUGCUAUUAAUACUAUGCCUUUUUUCAUGAAAACUUCCAUUUAUUGUUGAACUUAUUACGAUGAUGAAAUCAUACUUAGUCCUUUGCCAAUUUUACUUUUGUACUGUUCUUAUUUCUUGUUGGUAUCGAUUUUCUUACCUUCAUAGUCAUACAUAGCCAUGGAAAUGCUUCAAACGUAAUCUGUUAACUGAAUCCUUGUUUUUUUUUUUAAAAAAAAGAUAUAAUAUAUGUACACAUAUAUCAUAGUGUAUUUUUACUCUGCCUUUACCUUCCUCUUUUUAUAUUCAUUUAAUCUAACUGGGAUGUUGUCUCUCGUCUGUUUCCUUGAUAAAUUCGAUGCUUUUUUAGUUUACUUACUGACUUCUAUGUUGUUUUCAAUAUUAUUCAAUUUUAAGCAUACAUACCUUGUAAAGAACUAGUGAUUAGUUGCUUGUUUUUCAUCGGUUGUCUGUUUUUUAAAUCCAAUUUAUUUAGGUAUGUUGAUGUGAACAGAAGUAAGCAUCAAAUUAAUGCUCUAUAAUAUUUCUAAACAUUAUUAAAGACCUGUAUACAUCAGAUAACAACAGCUGACGGACGGAUUUGUGUCACGUUCAUUACCCAAAAUACACAUUUCCGAUUUUUUUGUUUUGAUAAAUAUCAGCAUCAACUCAACGUUUACUAUUAUUAGUAGUAAUAUCUGCUGUUAUGCAGCAUAUAAACAUAAGAACUACUCUAUUGUGUAUUACUGUUACUAUUGUUAUUUCUUUUACACACAUAUUCAUCAUUCUUUUGUAUAGAUAACUAUUUGUUUGUGACGUUUUUUCAUUACCGGAUUUACUACUAUUAUAGAGACGAUCUUGUUGAUCACGAGGUUGUAAACACCAGUUUAAGUUGUUUACUUUUCAUCGAAUUAGCAAAAUACUCAAUAUUUUCAUUCGAUCGGUCUAAUAUUUUUUCGUUAUUAAUCUUUUCCCCACCUUUGUUGACAAAUGUUCUAUUUUUUUUAAAUAAUAGAUUCACAUAUAAACAAACAAAUAUAUAUGGUUUAUUAUU